AUGGACAACCCCCCGCAACUGAAUCCAAGUCCAACCGACCAAAACGCAGACCAACGACAAAAGGAAGCGCUAGCAGCCUUUACCGCAACACUCCACUCAGUGGGAACAAACCUCGAAGCGCCGCUCCGUGACCGCGCAGCAAACAUCCAAUCCAACGCGGCGGCGCUGGAAAGACAAGAAGCCGAGCUAGCGGAGAAUACGCAGCGACUGGCACGACAAAAUCAGCAGUGGGUUGGACUCGCAGAUGAGACGCGCGAGGGAUUAAAGGAGAUCGGGGAUGUGCAGAAUUGGGCGGAGAUGAUUGAGCGUGAUUUGCUGGCCUUGGAAGAUAUGAUGGAUAAUGUUGAGAAAGGUGGGGAACAUGAGAGUGAAAAUGGUAGUGAUACGGAACUGAAUGGAGAUGUUGAGAAUGGAAAUGCAAAUGGACAUGUCGAGAUUGAUGAUAAUGGGAAGAAAGUGGAUCAGUCGCCGAAAGGGUGGUUGCGAUGGUGGUGA
Messenger RNA from Penicillium robsamsonii, 495 nucleotides. RefSeq lists its product as uncharacterized. The transcript has a single exon. Gene Ontology annotation, cellular component: BLOC-1 complex. Bases 1 to 495 code for a protein of 164 amino acids. Lineage: Eukaryota; Fungi; Ascomycota; Eurotiomycetes; Eurotiales; Aspergillaceae. The record is from RefSeq and is a predicted model, not a curated record. Gene Ontology annotation, biological process: endosomal transport.